Messenger RNA from Cynara cardunculus var. scolymus (artichoke), 2120 nucleotides. Its product is annotated as nephrocystin-3. Gene Ontology annotation, molecular function: protein binding. Gene Ontology annotation, biological process: chloroplast organization. Lineage: Eukaryota; Viridiplantae; Streptophyta; Magnoliopsida; Asterales; Asteraceae. The coding region runs from base 116 to 1783 and encodes 555 amino acids. The transcript has 9 exons. The record is from RefSeq and is a predicted model, not a curated record. Gene Ontology annotation, cellular component: chloroplast.
UGUCAUCUGAAACAUUUCACGACCUCGGAAGGGAUCCCCCCACAGAACCGCCUUGCGCCACCGUCCACCACGUUUCCUUUCGUAGUCGCACCGAACCUAGCUAAUCCGGAUACUGAUGAGUGCAUUGUGUCCAAGCAUUCACUCAGACUUGUUACAGAAAAGCAUCAUUGAUUUCUCUCUUCAUCCCCCAAAAGGAAAAUGUAACACGAGGUUGUAUGUGGUGCCGGGUGGGAUAUCUUUAUCUUAUCGGUGCUUGGUGUUUAGAUGUUACGCAACUACCAAAUCAUUGCAUGUAGGUGGCACAAAGCAUGGAAAUAAAGUUUCUCCCAUUGUUAGUGGUUCAGAUAAAUCUCAAAGAAAACACUUGGGAGGAGACCUUGAAACGAAGUUAGAAGAACUGUUUUCUGAAAUUAAAAGCAUGAUAAGUAUGGGGAAUAAAGGUGAUGCCCUAGAUCUACUUGAAGCAAAUUAUGAAGCUGUGAGAGAAGAAAUGAUUGCAGGAGGCAAAACCAUAGAAGAAGCUGCUACUCUGGACGUCAUAGCCUUGGGUUACAUGGCUAUCGGAGACUUGAAGAUGGUUGAGUCUGUCUUAAAUAUGUUGGACGAGGUUGUACAUGAUUUGAGGGAUGAUGAGCCUCUGCUUGAUUCAAUACUGACGCACAUGGGGAGUAUGUACUCGGCUUUAGGGAGGUUUGAGAAUUCCAUGCUUUUAUACAAGAGAUCCCUUGAAAUUACGGAGAGAAAUCACGGAGUUAAUAGCACUUAUCUUGUUAUGCCAUUAUUGGGGAUGGGCAAGGCUCUUGGUUCUGCUGGUAGAGCGACAAAGGCAAUCGAUAUGUACCAUCGUGCUAUUUCUAUAUUGGAGUCUAAUAUGGGAGCCGAAAGCAAGGAACUAGUGGUACCUUUGAACGCUCUCGGCAAUCUUUUAAUGGAAGAAGGAAAGGCUGAAGAUGCCGGAACCGCUUUCUUGAGAAUCAUAGGCAUUUACACCAAGUUAUAUGGAAAAGAUGACGAAAGAGUCGGAAUGGGCAUGUGCUCUCUAGCCAAUGCAAAAUGUGCAAAAGGAGACGCAGAAGCAGCCAUCGACCUGUACAGGGAUGCUCUUCAGGUGCUGGAGCAUUCAGAAAGUAUGAAUUUAGAUGACAGCAUAUUGGAGAAGACAAGGAUUGACUUAGCAGAGUUGCUUCAUGUAGUAGGAAGAGAAAAGGAAGGCCGACAGCUUCUGGAGGAAUGCUUGUCCAUCACCAAGAAAUACAAAGGAGAAGAAGAUCCUAGUUUUGUCACCCACCUUACAAAUCUGGCAACCUCAUAUUCACGAUCCAAGAAUUACGUGGAAGCUGAGCGCCUCCUGAGAUCGAGUUUACAAAUCUUGAAAAAGACUGUGGGCCCUGAUGAUCCCUCCAUCACCUUUGCAAUGUUACAGCUGGCUGUAACUCUCUAUAACCUGAAGCAGGAUGAAGAAGCCGAGCAAAUGGCGCUUGAGGUGUUGCAGAUUCGUGAGAAAGCAUUUGGAAAUGCCUCUUUACACGUUGGGGAAGCAUUGGAGUGUUUAAUAUGCAUUCAGAAAAGAGUUGGAAGAGAUGAUGGUGAGAUGUUGGAGCUGCUGAAGAGGAAUCUGAGCAUACAAGAAAAAGCAUUUGGGCAUGAAAGUGAACAAGUGAUUGAAACCUUGAAGAAGAUUGUAUUUUACAUGGAGAAACUGGGGAUCAAGGAUCAGAAGUUCCCUUUUCAAAGGAGAUUGUCUUUACUCAGAAAUAAAUUUAAGCAGCAAGUCCAAUAUUAAUGAAUGAAUUUGUUAGACUUGUUGUCUAACAUCUCUCAUUUGAAACAUUGAAGUUGCAUAGUAAGAGGGUGAAAAGGUAAAACCUAUGGAUGUUUUGAUAUACUUUUGAGAAUCAAUGAAAAUAGAGAUUGCAAUUUGCAAGUAUGUUAAACAGGAACCCAAAUAGAAAUCAAGACAUGCAAAGUAAUAGAAACGGCUAUCAAUUGUAUUGAAGGCUCUUUUGAUCUUUUAACCUACAAAAAUGGGGGUUUUUUUUUAAAUGGAAAUUUUAUCAAAAGGUGAAGAUUAUUAUAACUUAAAGGUUGGUCUAAUAAACAAUGCAGAUUCACACAAACAA